CUCACAGAGGCGGCUUAGCACCGGCGCACGGACCGCGGAGGAUACGGCGCAGAAGAUGGCUGACUCGGCCGGGCACCGCGAACCCUCGGCGGGAUCCCCGGCGUCACUCGGGUCGCUGAAGAGCCGCAGGACCUCCGGCGUGUGGCGGCUGUAAACAGCUGCCGCCGCGUCUCUCCUUUCGCUUUCUCUCUCUCUCUCACACACACACACACGCGCGCCCCCCCCUCCUCCUCCGCUCCCCUCCUCACCGCAAAUAUUGACAGAAGUAUCAGAGAGAAAACAUGGCAGAAAUGGAAAAAGAGGGCAGACCUCCGGAAAAUAAAAGAAGCCGCAAGCCCGCGCACCCGGUGAAAAGGGAAAUAAACGAAGAGAUGAAGAGUUUUGCAGAGAAUACCAUGAAUGAGUUGCUGGGUUGGUACGGCUACGACAAGGUGGAGCUAAGGGACACCGAUAACCUGGAGAUUGGAGAGAUGCCGCAGCACAUCUCAGCGCUCAAAGAAAACUCGUUGCCAAAAAUCCCAGGUUCGACAGAGAGCAGUGAAGGCUCUCCAGACAGAGCCAACAGCUUCCUGUCCUUGCCAAACUCAAGAAAUGGAGUCUCCGAGCCAUCCAGCACUCCAUCCACCUCCACGCCCAGCACCAAGGAGCAUGGAAACAUGCCAGUAGUGGUGCCUAUGAUCCCUCCACCGCUUAUCAAGCCCCCAGCAGAUGAAGACACAUUAAAUGUGCAGAUUAUGUGCGCUUGGUGCCAGAAGGUCGGUGUAAAACGCUAUUCUCUGAGCAUGGGGAGUGAGCUGAAGAGCUUCUGCAGUGAGAAGUGCUUUGCUGCCUGUCGCAGAGCCUAUUUCAAGAGAAACAAGCUGGGAUAUAUAAGGACUUAUACAACGAGAGACGGCGGCGCCCUUGGAGGGAAAUUACCCCGGCACGUCUUUACUCAGGACGCUCCCCGGCUUGUCUUCAAGACAAACAGCGAUGUUCUUGUGUGUGACUGGUGCAAACAUAUUCGCCACACUAAGGAGUACCUGGACUUUGGCGCUGGUGAGCGCAGGCUGCAGUUCUGCAGUGCCAAAUGCCUAAACCAGUAUAAAAUGGACAUUUUCUACAAGGAAACCCAGGCUGCCCUGCCUGGAGCAUUGUGCAAUCCCGGUCAUGGAGCUGGAGGGGAGGGAAAACCAGAGUGCAGUGGAGGGGUGCAGCUGCUGACUCCUGAAUCCUGGGGAACACCACUGACAGAUCUUCGGCGUAAGGCUCCUUCACCAGGGAGCCAUUCUGGCACCUCUGCCUUGAUCUCCUCUACUUCUUCUGCCACCUCACCUUCAGAAACAGCAGCUGUGUGUUCCCCUUCCUCAUCCACUUCAGCCAAAAUCCCCACACCUAGACCUCAUGAAAGCCCAACACUUCCCCCUCCACCUGUUCCUUUGCACCCACCAGUGGGGGUUCCCUCUGGUAGCCCACCCAUGGUGAUGACACCCAGAGGACCUAUGCCCCUGCCUCUGUUCAUGGAACAUCAAAUGAUGCAGCAGAUCCGACCACCUUUUCUUCGCCCCUCUGCCCAUCCAGGGGGACCUAACAGCCCUCUUUCAAACCCCAUAAUCCCUGGGAUUGGUCCACCUCCUCCCCCAAGAACCCUUGGUCCAGCAUCAAGUCCCAUGCACAGACCCCUCCUUUCUCCACACGUCCACCAUUCAUCCAAUCCUAAUCCAGGUAUGAUCCCUCCUCACCCUGGCUUACCUAUACCAGGUCUGCCCCCUUUUCCUCCUGUCAACAUGAUGCCCAACGGACCCAUCCCUUUUCCCCCAAUGAUGAACUUUGGCAUGCCAUCCUUAGCCCCAUUGGUUCCCCCACCAACUCUGUUGGUCCCUUACCCAGUCAUUGUGCCUCUCCCAGUUCCAAUACCUAUUCCAAUCCCAAUCCCUUUUAACUCCAAGACUUCUAGGGACCAACCAGAGAGCAGUAGUUCUGUCCACAGCGCUCCAGAUUCUUCAGAAGCAUCAUCCUCUAGGGCUCACUCUCCAAGUUCUUCUGGAAGUGACAAAGGGGACCAUAAGACAGAGCCAGCUGGUGGAGAACAGGUUUCUCCUGUAUCUGGUGAGAGAAGCAGGACAGCGUUCAUGGACUUGACUGUGAAGGCAGAGGAUAAUCCAGGCAGUCUUUGUCUUUCCAGUGGCUCUGGACUGAUUGAUGGUGUAAUUGACCUAACUGUGGGCCAAAAGCCAGGCCAGCAGCACCUCAUUCAGAACAUGCUCGCUGGAGUCAAGGUCAAAGUGGAGGAAUUGAGAUCUCCACCAGCUGAUGGGUUUGGGAGGGAUUGUGUAGGUAGCAAUGCAGAGAAUGCUCUUUUACCACAGGGCAGUUUUACAGAACUGGAUACAGGCACGCACCUUAAGUCAUUGGACUCUGCAGCGCAACCUUCCAGCAAAACUGAUCUUCCAGAGAGUCAGAUAAGUCCUAAUUUUAAACCAGCGCUCUUGCCCACAUCAGUACGGACCCAGUCCUUAGCCCUUCCUCAGCUUCAAGCUAACUCUGCUGCCCCUUGUAAUGUAAUAGUCAAUGGCACUGGAUGGCAUUCCCUUCUCAAUCCAGACCGAAAAGGAGAGAGGGAUGGGGAGAACCCGCCAAAUAAUGGUGAUCUGGAGCGCGAGGCGCUGAAAGAAAACAAUUGUUCGGUGGGUGAGGCAGGGAAACGAAUAUCAGCACAAGAUGAGAAAGUGGACAUAAAAGUGGACAGUAAGCAAGACCCUGACUCCAGCAUGGAGGAGGGUGAACACGCCUACGCCCUGCCACUUCUCUCAGCGGGAGGUUGUGUCGUCAUCCAGCCUGUGCCAAAGCCUGCUGCUGACAAGACAGCCAUCCUGUCCUGCUCCAUCAGUGCACCGCUGUCAGCAGGUGGGAGCCCUGAGCUGGAGCCACCGCUGAAAAGGAGGUGUCUGCGAAUCCGCAAUCAAAACAAGUGAGAUGGAUGCUCUUAUAACCGCAGUGCCAUCAGCGACUCUCCUAUCUACCCCCAACCUCUAAAUCCCAUCACCCCAAGCCACAUCACUCCUCACUUUCACACAUGCACAUGUAGGUUGUUGUCAUCUCACCAUCUACCAGCACUACUAAUCGCCUUUCGAGAGUGACGAGAAUCCAAGAAAACUAAAUGACGUGAAUCAUAGCAGAGGAGACAGGGCUCCACUUGUCUUUAUGACACUCUUUGAGGGCCGUAUUUUAUAUAUAAGGGACGUUUUGGCCAGCAGGACUUCUUGACCUUUAACCUGGAGACAGUAAAUUCUUACAACAGGAGGAUUAACAGGCGUCCACAUCCCCUCUGGUUUUCUCAUUAUAUAAAGAUUAAAUCUGCAUCCCCAACCCUUUCAACACAAGCUCUGUUCAUAAAUAUUUUUUUUACUAUGGAGCAUCCUGUGAUAUUCAGACGUCAGCGUUGAACCUGUGAAAAGCUUUGACAUGAGAUGACACUAUAACUAAGGUACUAAAUGUCAGUGCUUGUAUUUUGUUUGAUCCUUUUUAAACUCACAUGUUUUGAAAUACAGAUAAAUGGGAAUUAGAAACAAACAUCAGAACAGUUCAUGCAGCUACUUUCUAAUGAGAGGAGUCAUAAAUCCUCUUGAAUAUCUACACUUUCUGUUUGGUUGGAUAAAAACAUCAAAUUGAUGAAAUGGGGACAGUGUUAAUGUCACCAGCCAUCUGCUGUUCAGAUUUUUUCUGUACAUGCAUUAUUGAGAAACAGAGUUAUCAAAAUUGACUUUCAUUAAUGUCAUAAGAGCAAAGGGAUGGGCUGAUACUUGCUCAGGCUCUUUUUUUUAAGCCCUUUUGUGCUCCUAAAUAAAUCUGCCAACCUCAGCCUUGGAAAUUUGUGUUUAACGUCUUCAUUAACAGUGAUGCUAGUAUUCACUUUUAUUGGUGUCAGAAGAGGGAUAGCCCGUUUACAAAUCUCAGUCUUUAACUGUGAGGGAAAACUUAGAACCAAACAAACAAUUUUCACCCAUUUACCAAUGAAGUCUGUAAGCUUUGUAAAUGGGACAUUAGUAAUUGUCCCCUUUUGUUCCUGUCUACUUUAAAAUGAAGAGGUACAUUUUAAACCAAAAGCUUAGUUGGUUAAUAAUUUGUUCCUAUUAAGUAAUGGCCAACUGUUCUUUAACAAUCACUUCCUAGUCAUUAAGUACUUGGCAUAAUUUCACUCAGAAAGACAUCAGUAACUAAAGGGUAAUUGCUUAUUUGCAAGUUUAUCUUUUUUUCUUCCUUCCCCAUUUGAAAAUGAUCAUUAAUUUACGUUCACCAAAUCAGUGACUGUGUAGCAAUAAACCAAGAUUACAUUUUGAUGGUAUUAAACUGACUAUUAAUAAAUGAUUAUUUAUUCAACUAAUCUCUGGCUAGUUGCUAAUGAUUCAUCAGUAGCAAUUAGAAACCGAUUGGGUAGGGCUAAUUAGCCGCUAAUGCUAACUGGUUCCUUUUUAUUAUUAAUAAUUUUGCUGUCAAUAUUAGCAAUAAAGCCAUAAUUUAAUUCAGACUCAACUAUUACAAAAACUUUAGCUAUAAAAUAUAUUUAGAAAAUAACUAACUGAGCACUAAUCACCAAGGUUAAUUUAUUCCUUAUUGGUCCGGAUAAAAUGUCUUAUUCAAAUCAAGAUCUGUUUUGAGGGAGACCUGCUCUUCAAAGCAGCAGGGCUUACAAUAAAAUACAUAUCAAUAAGCAUAUAAAACUAAAGAAAUACAUCAGAUAUGAAGAAAAAACAUAUGAACAUUUACUUUACUAACUAGCAUACAAACUGUUUCUGAUUAAGAACUGAUUUGUUCCUGUAUAACUGAACACAAUUUUAGGGCUGUUGUAAAGUGUUUCUUCUACAGUCCAUACUAAAUUACCUAAUGUUUCUUAGCCAACAUUUUUUUUAGCUUAUAUUUUGAAUUGUAAAGCAAUUUAGUCCUUUGUGUGUUUUAACUGGCCCCCAUCCAGUUCGACUUGCGUUCAGUCAAAUGAAGCCAGACGUCGGUCGACAUUUCAGUGGUGAGAUGCACUGCACUCUGGUGUUCAGGGCCAAAACAUGGAACCUACUUUUCUUUUGUAAAGCCAUCUUUCUGAUAUUAGACCUAGUAACUAAUAGUUGGCGAUUAAAACCACUUAUGCAAAGAAAAGCUAGGCACACUAUGAAUUAAGAAUUUACCAUUACUUUAAAAAUGUUACUUAUAGUCAACAAAGAUUAAAAAGAGUAUCCAAUGCACUAACUUGGCAAUCCUACAUAUUUUUUUUGUCUUAGCAUACAUUUUGUUCACUGUUGAGUUGUACCUAAAAGGGGCCCAACAUUUGCUCUUAGCUCACACGUAAAAAGUAUGCAAACUCAUGUCUGACAGGCUUCAUAAGUGUAACCAUGUACAAGUUUGUGAGGCGGUUGCAAACAGAAACUCCAGCUGAGAUUACACUGCAUGAAACUGUAUCUGUGAGCUGUGAGGUGGCCAUUUAGGUUCAAAGUACUGUCUGCCUCAGGUCAGUGUCAGUCCUCGCAAAGCUUCUGCUCCACUUUUCUGCAAGCAACAGGGGGGAACAAAUACAGUGUUUAAGUUUUCUAUUUCUCUGGUUUGCAUAGAACUCUAAAAAUCAAAGCCAGAGGAAGAAAUUGUUCACAAUCAGCUGCACAGAUGCACAUCCUCAACAAAUAGAAUAUAACAUUACUUUUGAGUUUUUACUUACAAGUGACAUAUGAAUUUAAGUGAACUCUGUAAAAAACACAAAGUGUCAAACAUUUCUGAAGGAAAACAGAGGCCAAUUUUCUUAAUGCAAUUGUCAUUGCAAAGUUAAUUUUUUUGUAAAAUCUGCUGCUCUUUUUUUGUUGUAAAACUCCCUUUUGCUUAAUUGCCUCAAACAAUAGCUCUUUUGGAGACGAGUGCUGGGUUUGUUUUCUGUUCUUUGAUUGUGGUGCCACAAAUAAUUUAAGACUGAACACAACUGUUGGGAUUUUUCUUUCUCUGACAACCUAAAUGUCUUGUUUUGAUGACGUCCUAAACACGGAUAACUAUGUUUGCUUUUUCCUUCUUGUUGACACCUUUUAUAUUCCCAGACUGUGACAAAAUGCCAAGUUCUGACUGCUUUUACUCAUCCCUAUGUUCUGCUGGUGGCAUAAGAUAUGGGAGUCUAAUUUUAGACAAAUUAAUCCAUCUUUUUGUCAAUAGCUGCAAGAGUCAUGAUGAACCUCCAGCAUUCCUUUUUGAUUACAAAAUACAGGCCUACUUCAGAAGCCUGGAUUAUGCAAUGCAACUAACUCCAAGCUGGAAAAAAAGAGAAAACAAGUGGUCGACAGACGAAAAAAAUAAAAUAAACGGGAUACUAUGCCCUUGUGUUUCAAAAACAACAGAGAAGUUGCCUUAAAUCUUGCUUGUAUAAUCUCCACAGCUAGACAAUGAUCUUUGCUUGUAAAGACAACUCUCCCUUCUUUGUACAAAAGGAAACAACUUUGUUAUCUUGCUAGUGUCAAUGUAUAGAUGAUCAGCUUUUUUUCUGUAACUUGUAUGAACUGUCACAUUUUUGCUAAGAAGAAAAUCUCAAUGUUCCUUAGUCCCUCUCCUCCCCAACAUGCAAUAUGUGCGACGUUAUGAACUCGUGGUGGACUGUCAAUCUUUUUGUGUGCAUUUUACGGUAUUAUUUAUUGUCAACAUGUUUUGAAUUUGCAAAUAAUAGGAAAGAGACAGUUUGACAUGAACCUGACCUUCAAUUUUUAAACUGGAGGCAUUGCUGAUAAAAGGAGGACUUUUUAUUAUGACUUUGUACAUAACAUGUGGCCAAACUUGCUUUGGAGAAAAAAAGAACUAAUUUUGUGUUGUAACAGUUAUUGUUUAAUUAAAGUGAAUUACUCAUGAAGAGAAAUAAAUAAGAGGCACACACAA
This is a messenger RNA of Poeciliopsis prolifica (blackstripe livebearer), 6873 nucleotides long. RefSeq names its product sine oculis binding protein homolog (Drosophila) a (gene sobpa). Gene Ontology annotation, cellular component: nucleus. The record is from RefSeq and is a predicted model, not a curated record. NCBI's taxonomy places the organism in Eukaryota, Metazoa, Chordata, Actinopteri, Cyprinodontiformes, Poeciliidae. The transcript has 8 exons. The coding region runs from base 282 to 2954 and encodes 890 amino acids. Gene Ontology annotation, biological process: animal organ development.